This is a messenger RNA of Colletotrichum karsti, 1083 nucleotides long. RefSeq lists its product as uncharacterized. Gene Ontology annotation, biological process: response to reactive oxygen species; hydrogen peroxide catabolic process; cellular response to oxidative stress. The record is from RefSeq and is a predicted model, not a curated record. The coding region runs from base 1 to 1083 and encodes 360 amino acids. Lineage: Eukaryota; Fungi; Ascomycota; Sordariomycetes; Glomerellales; Glomerellaceae. Gene Ontology annotation, molecular function: peroxidase activity; heme binding. The transcript is spliced from 2 exons.
AUGGCCGCCUCCACCAGACAGUUCGCCCGCGCGGCGAUGAGAACGACCGCCAGAAACACCUUCGCCGUCGCCCCCCGCCAGGCCUUCCGCCAGCAGGGCCGUCGCUUCUACUCCUCCGAGCCCGCCUCCAAGUCCGGCAACUCGACCUGGCUCUGGCUCACCGGCGCGGCCGUCGCCGGCGCCGGAGGCUACUUCUACACCCGCGAGGGCGGCGUUUCCGCCGGCUCGACCACCAAGGUCGUCAACCCCACAAAGGCCGAUUACGAGAAGGUUUACAAGGCCAUUGCCGACCGUCUCGAGGAGAACGACGAGUACGACGACGGCAGUUACGGCCCCGUCCUCGUCCGCCUGGCCUGGCACGCCAGCGGCACCUUCGAUAAGGAGACUGGCACCGGCGGCAGCAACGGCGCCACCAUGCGCUUCGCUCCUGAGGCCGACCACGGCGCCAACGCCGGCCUGAAGGCUGCUCGUGACUUCCUUGAGCCCGUUAAGAAGCAAUUCCCCUGGAUCUCUUACUCCGACCUCUGGAUCCUCGGCGGCGUCUGCGCCAUCCAGGAGAUGCAGGGCCCCGUGAUCCCCUACCGCCCCGGCCGCAAGGACGGUGAGGCCGCCGCCUGCACCCCCGACGGCCGUCUCCCCGACGCCUCCAAGCGCGAGAAGCACCUCCGCGACAUCUUCUACCGCAUGGGCUUCAACGACCAGGAGAUCGUCGCCCUGGCCGGCGCCCACGCCCUCGGCCGCUGCCACACCGACCGCUCCGGCUUCGACGGCCCCUGGACCUUUUCUCCCACGGUCAUGACCAACGACUACUUCAAGCUCCUCCUGAACGAGAAGUGGCAGUGGAAGAAGUGGGACGGCCCCGCGCAGUACGAGGACAAGAGCACCAAGACCCUGAUGAUGCUGCCGGCCGACUACGCCCUCAUCCAGGACAAGACGUUCAAGAAGUACGUCGAGCAGUACGCCAAGGACAACGAGGCCUUCUUCAAGGACUUCUCGAAUGUCAUCGUCAAGCUCUUCGAGCUUGGCGUUCCUUUCGCCCAGGGCUCCGAGGAGCGCUGGACCUUCAAGCCCACUUGGGCUUGA